Sardina pilchardus (European sardine) is the source of this 1579-nucleotide messenger RNA. RefSeq lists its product as uncharacterized. The transcript is spliced from 5 exons. The record is from RefSeq and is a predicted model, not a curated record. The coding region runs from base 350 to 1066 and encodes 238 amino acids. Lineage: Eukaryota; Metazoa; Chordata; Actinopteri; Clupeiformes; Clupeidae.
UCGUUUUACUAUAUCGAGACAAGGAAAAUGUGUAGCCCACGGAACAUGUAAGCUAGUGGAUAUGUAGCUAACCGGUUCUGUGAAAUCACUAGAAGUGAGUUUGAAGCUGAUCCUAAUGCCUGUGGUCUUCCACGCACCCCAGAGACGUAUGACCAAGCUGUUGCGGAUCUCACUGAAGACAUCCAAGACAUCAGAGGAAUAAAGGUGGUGUUGUGCGCCUCACGUUCUCGAUCCUGUUUAACACCUGCUUCACAAGAGAAUGGUAGCCAGCCCCAACAACAUCCCCCUCUAUGACAUCUUGUAAGGACCGGGGAUACUUUGCCACCAAUUUCUUUCCAACAGCAGUUGCAUGUUUUUUGCCGACAUGAGGGCUUUUUGCUAUCAUCUCUCCUACAACAAUCCGGACCAUCUGCCUCCUCAGCUUUGGGCCUGGCCUCUGUCCUCUCCACAAAGGAGUCCAGUCCACUUCAGGGAACUUACCGGGGUUGACCUCAAAGGAAAUUUCUCAAGGAAUUUGGAUUUAAAGGGGCAAAGGCUUCUCAACUUCUUGACCACCGUGUGUGUCCCCAAGAACAAGAAAUUGCUGGAGACUUAUGCAAGAAUCCAGAGGAUUCGAGGACAGGAGAGUGGCUGCUCCGAGGAUGUGAAAGAGAUGCUCCUGCUUCUGCUUACCUACUUUGAUGAGAAGGAAGAGUCCUUGUUCUGCUAUGUGGAUGAUACAUGUCUGGCAGAAGAGGUCCAAUUGGAGCAAGUGCCUCUGACGCCUGCACUUAUUGUCUGUGGACAGUCCUGCUUUUCUGCAGCAAGGUACAUGCUGAGUCUGGAUCGGAACCUCAUCAACUCAAAUAUCUCCUUCAUUUCCGCGUUGUGCCUCAUGUUCGAGAGUUACUUCUGUUUCAAUAUCCAUUUUCCAUCUGAGCUGGCUUCAACGCUGGAGUUUCUUCAAAGAUGCUUUUACUCAAACCCAGAAAAAGGAACCAAAGUGGCGAAAAACUCAGUGUCGCCUGAACAUGAACCCACGAGUCCUCACCCUGAUACAGGACAUCUCGGACCACGAGUGGCGUGAAAAUUAACAAUGGAUUCUUGACUUCUGUGGACAGGUUGGGAAAAGGUCUUUUGUAAAAAGAAAAGCAGAAAUGAGUCAAGUUGAGAAUAUUUUGUUUGAAACUGUUGCUUUUUUUAUUAUUUAAAUUGCAUAUGCUGUGGGCAAGGCGCAGUAUUUUGUUAGUGAUGUGCAGAUUUAAAAUGUGUAGAUGUAAAGAGGCUAAUUGUCUCAUGUAGGCAAAUUAAAGGGCCUGUUACAGUCCUUUGAGACUUUUUUUUUCUUUUUUUUUUUUUUGUACAAAAUGUCUUAUUUGUAAGAUCGAAGGUAAUAUUUUGAUUUGAAUCAAGCCAGUUGUGGGCAUUGCACUUAUCGGCUAAUGGUCCUGAGUAGUCAACUUUGAAGUGCCUGUUAUGUACUUGAACUACUGUCAUUGAAAGGUGUUGAUUUAUGCAACUUCUUAGUGUCUGCCUACAUCUGAGGUAUUAUUUUGAUUAAAAGUAGAGUUGCCUGGCACUUUGAACUUUAAAGGUAAAG